Molecule: messenger RNA, 2257 nt
Organism: Nannospalax galili (Upper Galilee mountains blind mole rat)
Lineage: Eukaryota; Metazoa; Chordata; Mammalia; Rodentia; Spalacidae
Gene: Eya2
Product: EYA transcriptional coactivator and phosphatase 2
Exons: 16
Coding region: 34-1650 (538 amino acids)
Biological process (GO): cell differentiation; negative regulation of extrinsic apoptotic signaling pathway in absence of ligand; positive regulation of DNA repair
Cellular component (GO): nucleus
Molecular function (GO): protein tyrosine phosphatase activity
Source: RefSeq, a predicted model, not a curated record
AAGGGGCAGAAGCUGUGCCCAAGGUACAAGGCAAUGUUAGAACUGGUGAUCUCACCCAGCCUCGCAGCAAGCAGUAACCGCUGGGAAACCCUGACGCGGAGCGACGACGGCGCCGCUGUGGGGGCUCUGAGUGACAGAGAAGGCAUCUCCAAAUCGGCCCCUCCCAACGUGCCUCAGCUCUUUGCAAGGCCUCACCCACGUGUCCCUCCUGGCCAGCCUUCUGCAGCCAUGGCAGCCUACGGCCAGACGCAGUACAGCACAGGCAUCCAGCAGGCACCGCCCUACACAGCAUACCCACCUCCAGGACAAGCCUACGGGAUUUCUUCUUACAGUAUCAAGACGGAAGACAGUUUGAACCAUUCCCCCAGCCAGAGCGGAUUCCUGAGCUAUGGGCCAAGCUUCAGCACCGCAUCUGCUGGACAGAGCCCCUACGCCUACCCCGUGCACAGCACGUCAGGACUCUAUCAAGGCACCAAUGGAUUGACCAAUGCGGCCGGAUUCGGGAGCGUGCACCAGGAUUACCCCUCCUACCCUGGCUUCCCGCAGAGCCAGUACCCCCAGUAUUACAGCUCCUCCUACAACCCUCCCUACGUCCCCGCCAGCAGCCUCUGCCCUUCGCCCCUCUCCACGUCCACCUACGUCCUCCAGGAGGCUCCUCACAACGUCCCAAACCAGAGUUCCGAGUCGCUGGCCGGUGAAUACAGUACACACAACGGGCCCUCCACACCGGCAAAAGAGGGUGACACAGACAGGUCACAUCGGGCCUCAGAUGGGAAACUGCGUGGACGGUCAAAGAGGAACAGUGACCCUUCCCCAGCAGGGGACAAUGAGAUUGAGCGUGUGUUCGUGUGGGACUUGGAUGAAACCAUCAUCAUUUUCCACUCCCUGCUCACGGGGACCUUUGCAUCCAGAUAUGGAAAGGACACCACAACCUCUGUGCGCAUCGGCCUGAUGAUGGAGGAGAUGAUCUUCAACCUCGCCGACACACACCUGUUCUUCAAUGACCUGGAGGACUGUGACCAGAUUCAUGUGGACGAUGUCUCAUCCGAUGACAAUGGUCAGGAUUUAAGCACAUACAACUUCUCCACUGAUGGCUUCCAUAGCACGGCACCAGGGGCCAGCCUAUGCCUAGGUACAGGUGUGCAUGGCGGUGUGGACUGGAUGAGGAAACUGGCUUUCCGAUACCGCAGGGUGAAGGAAGUAUACAACACCUACCGCAACAAUGUGGGUGGUUUAAUAGGCGCUCCCAAAAGAGAGACAUGGCUGCAGCUGCGUGGCGAGCUAGAGGCCCUGACUGACCUCUGGCUCACCCACUCCCUGAAGGCCCUUAACCUCAUCAACUCGAGGCCCAACUGUGUCAAUGUGUUGGUCACCACCACUCAACUGAUCCCUGCGUUGGCCAAGGUCCUGCUGUACGGCCUGGGCUCCGUGUUCCCCAUUGAGAACAUCUACAGUGCCACCAAAACAGGCAAAGAGAGCUGCUUUGAAAGAAUCAUGCAGAGAUUCGGCCGCAAAGCUGUCUACAUCGUGAUAGGUGACGGCGUGGAAGAGGAGCAAGGCGCCAAGAAGCACAACAUGCCUUUCUGGCGGAUAUCCUGCCACGCUGACCUGGAGGCACUGCGGCAUGCCCUGGAACUGGAGUAUCUAUAGCAUCGAGGAUCAAGGCCACCAUCUGCCGUCCACCACCCAGGCCCCUGCCAUCUUACCUCCGUGACAGCCCCAGACACCAGACACUGGGCAGGGGCCCAACACAUCCCAUGGCCACUCAGAUGUGUCCAUUCAACCCAAAGGAGAGUCCUCUUCCCUUGGGGACAGAGUCAGACUGUCCAAGCAAGGGAGCUCUGGCCGGGGAGGGCGAGGGAACACUGUCCAGGGAAGGUGAAGGAGCGGCUGUCUUGUUCUCUUUUUAAUUUAUGGACUGAUCUCAUUACCCCCAUUACCCUCUGGUCCCUGUGUUGUGGGUUUCUUGGCUGUUGGUCUGAUUUGGGGGUCUAGGCUGGCUACGGGGUGGUCCCCAGUUCUAUCUGAAGCCCACUAUCCUCCAGCUUGAGGGACAAUCAUUCUCUGGGCAUUGGUGAGGGAGGGGACCCAGGCUAUGGGGAGAACCGUUGCAUACUUUCGCUUUCCAAGCCCCUCCCCAUGUCAUGUGGACAGUGUGCGUGCCUUAUGCCGCCAUCUUGUUUUGUAGGGACCCUGGGAAGAAAGCAGUACUUUGCGAUGGAGAAAGACAUUAAAUAAAACCACGUUUACAUUUUAA